GCGUGUAGGAAGAUUGUUGAUAUAGACCAGAAGGUCUGAGCCAUAAAAAAACAGAAAAAGAUUGUUGAAUUUGAAAUUUUAUAUUACAAUGUUAGAAAAGUACUGUUGUGUAUUGAUUUAAAUUUACUUGAAAUUCAUCUCGUCUACUAAGUAAAGUAAUCCAGCACAAUGGCUAAUGCCAAUCGAUUUGCAUCGCCCACGCCUUCGACCGGGCUGCUUACACCGAGCUCGAGUGGAACAUCGACAGCACCUGCAGGACCGAUCCCUAGUGCUGCUAACAAAUGGAAGAGAAUGUUAGAGUGUGACGAAUUUGUUGGAGCCAGACGAUCCAAGCAUACGGUUGUCGCCUAUAAGGAUGCAAUCUACGUCUUCGGGGGAGACAAUGGCAAGAACAUGCUAAACGAUUUGAUUCGCUUCGGAGUAAAGGAUAAAUCCUGGGGCAGGGCAUUUUCAACGGGUACCCCUCCGGCCUCCCGAUAUCAUCAUUCGGCUGUCGUUCACGGUACAUCAAUGUUCGUGUUCGGCGGUUAUACCGGCGAUAUUCACUCGAACUCGAAUUUGACCAACAAAAACGAUCUGUUUGAGUACAACUUUCAGAACGGCCAAUGGACAGAGUGGAAAUUUGUCGGAAGAACACCAGUUCCCCGAAGUGCUCAUGGUGCCGCUGUUUUUGAAAAUAAGUUGUGGAUAUACGCGGGAUAUGAUGGAAACGCCCGCUUAAACGAUAUGUGGACUAUUCGUUUGACGGGCGAAACACACCAAUGGGAAGAAGUUCAACAAAAAGGUGAUCGCCCGCCAACUUGUUGCAACUUUCCGGUUGCUGUUGCCAGGGGUUGUAUGUACGUAUUUUCCGGUCAGAGCGGAUUACAGAUCACCAACACUUUGUUCCAGUUCAACUUUAAAGAUAACACUUGGCGUCGUAUUUCGAAUGAGCACAUCCUUCGAGGUGCUCCACCUCCUCCUGCUCGUCGCUACGGCCAUACAAUGGUUCACCAUGAUCGAUUUCUGUACGUGUUUGGUGGAGCAGCUGAUUCCACUCUUCCCAAUGAUUUGCAUUGCUAUGAUCUGGACUCGCAGGUGUGGUCCACAGUAAUUCCGGCGCCUGAGUCUCAGGUCCCAAGCGGUCGCCUUUUUCAUGCUGCAGCCGUUAUCGGAGAUGCGAUGUAUAUUUUCGGAGGCACCAUUGAUAACAACGUUCGCAGUGGAGACAUGUACCGUUUUCAGUUUUCCAGCUAUCCAAAAUGUACACUUCAGGAUGACUUUGGCAAGUUUCUCCAGAAUCGACAGUUUUGCGACGUGCAGUUUGUGGUCGGUACGGACGAGGUGAAAGUUCCGGCACACAUUGCAAUGAUAGUGGCUCGUUCACAGUUUCUGAGAUCAAAAAUUUUAGCCGCUCGUGACGCUCGAAACAUUCAUUUUGAGAAGCUUUUCGGCACCACUGAGGUUCCUUUUGCCGACCGCCCGUUGUUGGAGGUACAGCUGCCGAAUGCUCAACCGGAAGCAUUCGAAAUGGUGCUUAAUUAUAUUUAUACCGAUAGGAUUGAUUUCAAAGAUCCUUUCUGCAACAAAAUCGUACUGCUGAUGAUGGACGUUUAUCAAUUGGCUGUGCAGUUCUACAUUCCCCGUUUAGAACAGUUAUGCGUACAAUAUCUGGAAUUUAAAAUUUCAAAAACUAAUGUUCUGGACGCUUUGUACAACGCCGAUCGGAUGGGCCUAACCCUAAUCAAAGACCAUUGUCUCGGGUUUAUUACAAAAGAAGAUCACUUCUACGAUAUUGUCAUGUCAGCGGAAUUUUCCGCCCUAGAGAAACCGCUAAUAGUGGAAAUUAUUCGCAAGAGAUUGAACCCGAGCAAACAUUCGACUGAUAUGAAGUACGACAAAACGAUUGGCACUUCGCUAGAAAACGAUAUGGCUGUGUUUCUGAAGUCGGGUGGAAAGGAAUUCUGUGACAUUAACCUGGUGCUUGAGGGAAAGGUCAUUCCGUCACACAAGUCAAUUCUGGCCGCUCGUUGUACCUAUUUCCAAGCCAUGUUCAGGUCGUUUAUGCCAGCAGAUAAUACUGUGAAUAUUCAAAUCGGUGACAUUUCCCCGUCGCAGGAAGCUUUCAGCUCCCUUUUACGCUACAUUUACUACGGCGACACAAAGAUGCCCCCGGAGGACUCGUUGUAUCUUUUUCAGGCCCCCUGCUUCUACGGAUUCACGAACAAUCGACUACAGGCAUUCUGCAAGCACAACCUAGAGAACAACAUUACCUAUGACAAUGUGCUGCAGAUUCUGGAAGCGUCCGAUAAAAUGAACGUACCGGACAUAAAAAACUAUGCACUACGUAUGGUGGUGCAUAACUUUUCCCAGGUGGCGCGAUUGCCCAAGAUGCAGGAACUCACCCGGGAAUUGUUGCUGGACGUCAUUAUGGCCGUUGCCGAGACCAAAGGGGACGGUAGCAAACGGAUCAGUCACGAUUCUACAUUCAUAAGUUUGUAUAGUGACAUUUGAAGGAUCGCGUUUCUGCAGCCGAUCCUAAGUAUUCUACUAGCGUGGAUGAGGAACAACGGUGACCUUCCGUUAGCGGAUGAUAAUUUGGACAAUUUCUGAUCAUUCUGUAUAAAUGAGGCUGGUAAUUGCUUAUGGAAAAUAAAAGUCUAUACUCGACAUCCAAACCCUGCGUACAGGUAGGUUAAAUUUUAUGUUUUGACAGAUGAACAUUUGCAAGGUCGAAACCUAAACGAUGUCUGUUAGCUACGUUCUAUAUAGCUGCUGGUAAUUAAAAAAUUAAUGUGAUAUUGUUUAAAUACCUACCUAUAAUAUGGAUCUAAUUAUGCUUGUGGAUCAAGAUCGACACACAAAAAUCUGUAGGAAUAAGAUAAUUAAAAUGUUACAUUAGGUAUCAGAGUUGAGCAUUUUAUUCUAAUUUUUAUUGCGCGAAACAAUAAAUGCUGUAUUUAUGUGCAUUCAACGAAAAUAA
Malaya genurostris is the source of this 2962-nucleotide messenger RNA. RefSeq names its product leucine-zipper-like transcriptional regulator 1 homolog (gene Lztr1). Lineage: Eukaryota; Metazoa; Arthropoda; Insecta; Diptera; Culicidae. Gene Ontology annotation, molecular function: protein binding. The record is from RefSeq and is a predicted model, not a curated record. Gene Ontology annotation, cellular component: Golgi apparatus. Bases 169 to 2493 code for a protein of 774 amino acids. The transcript is spliced from 6 exons.